Messenger RNA from Podarcis lilfordi (Lilford's wall lizard), 2870 nucleotides. Lineage: Eukaryota; Metazoa; Chordata; Lepidosauria; Squamata; Lacertidae. The record is from the annotation of a GenBank genome assembly.
AUGGGGAAGGACUACUACAAAGCGCUGGGGAUCCAGUCCGGAGCCAAUGAAGACGAGAUCAAGAAGGCCUAUCGGAAGAUGGCCUUGAAGUACCACCCAGACAAGAACAAGGACCCCAACGCGGAGGAGAAGUUCAAGGAGAUUGCGGAGGCCUACGAUGUGCUGAGUGACCCCAAGAAGCGGGCCGUCUAUGACCAGUACGGGGAAGAAGGGCUCAAAACUGGUGGCGGCUCAUCGGGCACUUCUGGGAACACCUUCCACUACACCUUCCACGGAGACCCUCACGCCACCUUCGCCUCCUUCAUUGGGGACUCCAACCCCUUCGACAUCUUCUUCACCAGCGGCCGCUCCCGGGUCUUCAACGGCUUCGACCACGACGACAUGGACAUCGACGACGAUGACAGCGGUGACCCCUUCAGUGCCUUUGGCCGGUUUGGCUUCAACGGGCUCAACGGCGUCCACCGCCGCCACCCGGAGCCCAUCCACAUGCGCCGGAAGGUGCAGGAUCCUCCCGUGGUCCACGAGCUGAAGGUGUCCCUGGAGAUCUACCACGGGGCCACCAAGCGCAUGAAGAUCACCCACCGGCGGCUGAACCCGGACGGCCGGACCAUGCGGACGGAGGACAAGAUCCUGAACAUCGUCAUCAAGCGCGGCUGGAAGGAGGGCACCAAGAUCACCUUCCCCAAGGAAGGAGACGCCACUCCCGACAACAUCCCCGCCGACAUCGUCUUCAUCCUGAAGGACAAGCCGCACUCGCUCUUCCGGAGGGACGGGACAAACAUCAUCUACACGGCCAUGAUCAGUCUGAAAGAGGCCUUGUGCGGCUGCACCGUCAACAUUCCCACCGUGGACGGGCGCGUCAUCCCGCUGCCCUGCAACGACAUCAUCAAGCCGGGCACCGUGAAGAGACUGCGUGGCGAGGGGCUGCCCUUCCCCAAGGUGCCCACCCAGCGCGGGGACUUGAUCGUAGAGUUCAAAGUCCGCUUCCCGGACAGAAUAGCCCCCCAGACCCGGCAGAUCCUCAAGCAGCACCUCCCCUGCUCUUAGGGCCCCCCCUCCGGGCUGGACGGCCCCCGGCCUCCCUGCCAGGCCGGCCACCUUGCCUUCCGAGCAGCAAUACUUCACGCACGGGUGCUGCGGUCCACUCGACCUUCGCGAUGCACGGGGAGGGGGAAGCGCCCCUGGCUGCCCACCCAUGUCCUCCUUUUCCAAGAGACGCUCUGACCUGGCUUGUGUGCGCACUCUUUUGCCCCACGCCCGGCUGGCACCCACCCACUCGCUCUCUCCCCCUCUCCCUCCCUCUUGAGCCUGGCACAAGCCUCGAGACCCCUCUCGCCGCUCCUGGAGGGUUUCUACUGGGCAGUUUGACAAGCAGCCGGGACGUGGCUACCCCCAACCUGCUCCGGUGUAAAUAGGACCCGGACUUCUCUCCUGCUUCCUGUGGACGGUCUGAGGACUUCUCUAAGCGACUCUGUGCUCUGGCUGCCACUGGGCAACGUGCCAAGGAGCCGUCCGAUCCUGCCUUGCAGAAGCAGGGCCCAUCCGCACCUGGACUGGGCCCCCACGGUGCCAUUCCUCCGUCGCUUUGUGCCUCCGCGGGGAACGGAGAAGGCCUGCUCUUGCCCUCUGCUCCCGCGCCACCUUCGCUUUGGAGCCCACGAGACGUCUGGGCUCUGUGGAGCCAACCUCACCUGCCUGGGUGGGUCUUCCAGCCGCUGUGCCAACUUGCCGCAUUUGCCAUGGAGCUCGAGGCCUGCUUGGCUUGGCGGCUCCUGGUUUUUUGGGUUUUUUUAUGCUUAAUAGAAACUUUGCAAGGGUUGCUUUGUACUGUCCGGUGUGGUUCAUCUGAGCGCUCCCUUUUUUUUUGCGGGGGCCGGGGAUGGGAAGAGCCGGCCUGAGAAGGGCGCAAGCUACGUAGGCCUCAAGGUUCAGAGCCAGGGUCCGAGGAGAGGUCCGAGGGGAGGUGUAUGUGUGCAUGUCUAGGGGUAUGGGGGUGCCAUUUUUCAGGGAGAUCCGGAAGGGCCAGGCCAGCGUGGGGAAGAGGAGGAGAGUCGCCGGGAGACCUGCUUGUGUGGUGCUUUAUUUUAGAGGCUGCAUUUUAAAAAACUUUUCAGAGGGACAUUUUCAGAGAAGCGUUUCUUAUCCUCUCCAGCUGAGACUUUGCUCCACCCGCAGGGAAGUGAAGUGGGCUUGACUUCCAAAGGGUUUUGACGCUGUUUUGCAAAAGCACCCUUUCUCCUGCCCCCCUCCGUUAAAACCCCUCCCUGACAAAAUGUGGUGCCAAAAGCUUGGGAUCCCUGACUUCCAUUUUGCCUGUCCAGAAGCUGCUUUCUCUGACUUGAAACGGGGGCGCCUGCCUGGACUGCCCACAGCAGUGCCCCGGGGGGGGGUAGGGGUGGCGGCGAGCAGAGUGACCGCCUGCUUCAGCCUGGCUUUUUUCCUGAGCUGACCCUCGACUUGCCCUGUGGUCGGGCAGAGAGUCUGGACGCAGCGCAGCGGCUGCUGCUGCUUCCUGUAUAGCUGUACAGAACCUCACACUUUGGGUCCUUUUAAUGUGCAAUUUUUCUCUCCCAGGAGAUUAAAACUGUUAACGCAGUGUUGAACUUACCAACCAGUUUGAAUGGUUAAGACGAUGCCUUUCUUUGCCCCCCCCCCCGACGUGUGUGUGUGUUUUUUAAAACAAAUACAAAAAAACUCAGGCUGCUGGUGGAGGUGGGCUGGGCUGGCAGGUGAGAGCGGGGCUGGGAGGAGCGCCUCUGGGGUUUUUCUCCGUUUCAGGGAGACCCCGAGUGGUUUUAUAGCGGUUUUUUUGUAUUUCUUUAUUCUUUUGUAAUGUCCCGUAUUAAUAUUUAAAGAAAAUAAAGUAUUUU